Neocloeon triangulifer is the source of this 1561-nucleotide messenger RNA. RefSeq names its product cysteine sulfinic acid decarboxylase-like. Lineage: Eukaryota; Metazoa; Arthropoda; Insecta; Ephemeroptera; Baetidae. The transcript is spliced from 7 exons. Gene Ontology annotation, molecular function: pyridoxal phosphate binding; carboxy-lyase activity. The coding region runs from base 25 to 1515 and encodes 496 amino acids. Gene Ontology annotation, cellular component: cytoplasm. Gene Ontology annotation, biological process: carboxylic acid metabolic process. The record is from RefSeq and is a predicted model, not a curated record.
CGCCCAUUCAGGGGCCGCAGAACCAUGGACGAGUCGCAGUGGUUCCGCAGCAUCCCAGACGAGACACGCCACUUGCAAUUUCUCAAAGAGGUCGUCGACCUUUUGCUAGAUGAGGUUGUCUUUAAGGUCAACCAGCGUGAGGAACCUGUCCUCAGGUGGAGGCUUCCUGAGGAGCUCCACGCUGCCCUGGACAUGCAACCUCGCGACCUUCCUGUCUCGCAGGAACAACUUUUGGCCGCCAUCAAAGCCACCGUCACUCUCAGCGUCAAAACUCGACACCCUUUAUUCGUCAACCAACUUUAUUCAGGGUUGGACCCUUACGGUCUGGCAGGACAGUGGGUGACCGACGCCCUAAAUCCAAGUGCUUAUACCUACGAAGUGGCACCGGUUUUUACCACCCUGGAGGAGGUGGUUCUAAAAAAUAUGCGAGCUUUAAUAGGCUACCCUGACGGUGCAGGAGACGGAAUUUUCUGUCCCGGCGGAUCUUUGGCGAACGGAUGCGCUAUGAAUUUGGCUAGAUUUAAAGCUUUUCCUUCCGUUAAAACGGAAGGACUCCGCAAACUUCCUCGAUUGGUCCUUUUUGCUUCAGAAGACGCACACUACUCCAUUCAUAAGAUGGCAGCCCUGCAAGGGUUGGGAGAGGCGGCUAUCAGGUCAGUAUCCUGCGAUGCUCAGGGCAGGAUGGACCUGAACGUUUUGGAGAGAGAACUGAAGCGUUCAAAAAAUGAUGGAGACCAUCCUUACAUGGUGAUUGCCACCGCAGGUACAACAGUGCUGGGAGCGGUCGACCCCCUCUCUGCGCUCGCUGACCUCUGCUCUGCCCACGGCCUGUGGCUGCACGUGGACGCCGCCUGGGGUGGAGGGCUCCUGUUUUCCAAAAAGCACCGCCACCUUUUGACCGGAAUUCAUAGGGCCGACUCGGUUACUUGGAAUCCGCACAAACUGCUGGCGGUGCCUCAGCAGUGCUCGGCACUCUUGGUGCGACAUCAGGGUUUACUCAAGUCUUGUCACAGCAAGGACGCAACCUAUCUUUUCCAAAAAGACAAAUUUUACGACCGCAGUCUUGACCCCGGAGACAAGUACAUCCAAUGCGGGAGGAGGGUGGACGUCUUUAAGUUUUGGCUCAUGUGGAAAGCAAAGGGUUCCUUGGGUUUUGGAAAGCACGUGGAUGAAAUUAUGGAUCUUUCACAAUUUUUGAUCGAAGAGAUAAAGAAGCGCAAAGACAGUUUUAAGUUGGUCCUGGAGGCCCCUGAUUUUAUCAACGUCAGUUUUUGGUACCUGCCAGCGAGCACUCGCAAUCUCGACCCUGCUUCCGAAAUGUACAGGAACAAGCUGCACGCCACGGCGCCGAAAAUUAAAGAGCGAAUGAUGAAGGCAGGAACAAUGAUGCUUGGCUAUCAACCCUUGCGCCAGUGGCCCAAUUUCUUCAGAUUCGUAACUCAAAACUCGGGAAUGACGAAAAAGGACGUGACUUUCAUGCUUGACGAGAUUCAAAAACUCGGCGCCGAUUUGUAAAUAAUAAUAAUAAUGUAACUGCUUGAAAAUAAAUAAAUAAUUUAUU